Molecule: messenger RNA, 3714 nt
Organism: Pipistrellus kuhlii (Kuhl's pipistrelle)
Lineage: Eukaryota; Metazoa; Chordata; Mammalia; Chiroptera; Vespertilionidae
Gene: SLC35D2
Product: solute carrier family 35 member D2
Exons: 10
Coding region: 67-1032 (321 amino acids)
Cellular component (GO): Golgi apparatus
Molecular function (GO): GDP-fucose transmembrane transporter activity; antiporter activity
Source: RefSeq, a predicted model, not a curated record
ACUGGGUGGGGCGGCCGGAGCGGGGCCGCGGGCGGCGGGCGGCGGGCGGAGGGACAGGCGCGGGCCAUGACCCGCCAGGCGGACGGCGACCCCGCCUCCGGCCGGCUGCCGCGGCUGCUGUCGGCGCUCUUCUACGGCACCUGCUCCUUCCUCAUCGUGCUGGUCAACAAGGCGCUGCUGACCACCUACGGUUUCCCAUCACCGAUUGUACUUGGAAUUGGACAGAUGGCGGCUACCAUAAUGAUACUGUAUGUGUCCAAGCUAAAUAAAAUAAUUCACUUUCCUGAUUUUGACAAGAAAAUUCCUAUAAAGCUGUUUCCCCUGCCUCUCCUCUACGUUGGAAACCACAUCAGUGGAUUAUCGAGCACAAGCAAGUUAAGCCUGCCAAUGUUCACGGUGCUCAGGAAGUUUACCAUCCCGCUGACUUUGCUCCUGGAAACCAUCAUACUCGGGAAACAGUAUCCCCUGAGCAUCAUCAUCAGCGUCUUUGCCAUCGUUCUGGGCGCUUUCAUAGCAGCUGGGUCCGACCUGGCGUUCAGCCUGGAGGGCUACGUGUUCGUGUUCCUGAACGACAUCUUCACGGCGGCGAACGGGGUGUACACCAAGCAGAAGAUGGACCCGCAGGAGCUGGGCAAGUACGGGGUGCUCUUCUACAACGCCUGCUUCAUGAUCCUGCCCACCCUCGUCCUCAGCGCCUCCACCGGGGACCUCCGGCAGGCUACUGAAUUCAACCAAUGGAAGAAUGUUCUAUUUAUCAUACAGUUUCUUCUUUCCUGUUUUUUGGGGACUGGGAUGGCCCAUUGCUUCUCUGCCGUGGUAGAAACGACUGAGCCUCUGAGAGUGUCCUUUGGUUCCAGACAACUGGCGCCGGGCUCGGCUGUCCCUCCUCUCAGGUCCCCGCUCAGGGAGCAUCCACCCCGGAGCCCGAGGCCUCGGACCCUCAGCCUUCUACUCACAGUCACUGCGCUCACGUUUGCUUUUCAAACUUCCCCAACCACUGAACCUCUAUUCCAAGUUGAAAGUAAAUUUUAAAAAUUAGAACACUUUAAAACUGUGAUUUAAAAGCCAAUGAAAUGGUGAGAAGCAGGGACUUUUCUUUGGAGUUAUGGUGAAGGACUCAGCCUUAAGACAUGCUAUUUGUAAUCAGGCGUUUGCAAAUACAGCGUAGGAUGGGGUGAAAGGUGUCAGGGAGACAAGCUGGAUUGUGGGAGCGAAGGUUGUAAAGCACAAACUGGAAGUAAGCUGACCAGCUGGAUUUUAAAAGCUGGUUCUGUAGGUCUUUUUAAUCUUGCCGAGAAAUGACAGGUUCCGGCUCAUUGAUACCAGCCACUGGCACCUGCUCCCAGGCCUGAGGGAGGUUAUCCUAACCUGUGUCUGCCCCUUUAACCCCAAGGAAGCAGUAAUGUAUUUCUUAAUAAAAACACAAAAGCAUCAGAUUUCCCUACUCAGGAGAUAAAAGGUGUUCUGUUCUUUGAACUGUCAUGGGUACUGGCAAGAUGCAGCACAGGAGGGAACAGGACGCUGUGGAUUGCUGGGCCCUGGGACGACAGAGCUUUGGAGGUGGCAGAUAUUCCCAUAAUCCUCCAGCAAACAAAUCUUUGGGUGUGACCGAUGCUCUAGGACAGUGGUCGGCAGACUCAUUAGUCAACAGCGGCAAACCGUGGCUUUCGAGCCGCAGUUUGCCGACUACUGCUCUAGGAAGACGGGUCCAUUCAUCCCAUGGCCAGUGUCCUCACACAUCAUAGAGGCCUGGGGUCAGAGAGUUCUACCAGAGAUGGCAAGAUGAGAAUGCUAGACAUUCUUUGAAACCCGGAAUUACAGAACAGUAAUGUUCUGUACCAUUGUGGUCAGUGCAAGGAGUGUUAAAGUGCCUUUUAUUAUCUGAACAUCUGUUUUGAAUUUCUAUAUAUGCUUGUGCAUGGGAUGGUAACCAGCAGUAGGUUGUAAAUGAGGUUAUUUGAGUUCUGUUUGUGAUGGCCACCAGGGUGCCAGACAGGCUUGGGUAAAUAUUUCUGUGUGUGUGUGUGUGUGUGUGUGUGUGUGUGUGUGUGAUUUGCAGAAACAGGUUCUGGUCCAGGGCUGUCUGCACGGGCACCUCUAUCCCUUGGGCAUAGCUGGCAUCUGCUAUCUAAAUAGAUAUGUAUCAUAUAUGUGCUAUUACUUUUCAAGUAUACAUAGAUUAUAUGCGAUUUAAAAAUGCAGAAUGGCAAAAAGCUUCUGAGUAUUUUCAGUGCUUUUAUUAAUAAAUAUAUCUUAGCAUUUUAUUCAACCACAGGUGCCAAAAUAAAAACUGUCAUGUGCAGGUCGACAUUUUGGUGUUAAAAGUGGUGUGGUUUCCUUUAGACUGAGUUAAUAGAGGUUCUUUUAGUUUAGAACCUGGGUCUUUACCAAAGGAUUGCACAGGUACUUAUUUGCAUAUAGAAAUACAUUCUGUUUUUUAAGAGGGAAAAAAAAUACACCACUUUGAUCUUGUGGUUUUAUAUUCAUCCUCUAUGGGGACACCUAGUGGUUACAAUGAGAACUGCAGCCUUUCUGUGGCGACCCAAUCUGUUACUAAGAUCUGCUGGCUAAUUCAGACCAGACAUCCCAGGACCUUAGAGAGGGGGCUUCUCCCCAGCUGUCCGGUGAGUGUCCUGGUCGCCCACACUCGUGGUAGAUGGACAUUGGAGUCUUAGAUCUGAGGUGUCCGUGAUUCUGAACGCAGGCCCAGAUGGUUUCACUGAGACGUGGGAUGGAGAAAAUGGGAGACCAGAACCCUGGGUGGGAUAGGAACUUCAAUGUAAAAAGAACACUAAAGGAUGUCCAUGCUCGUCCUGGUGUGAGGCCACAGGGCCGGUGGGGAAGCCUGCUGGACCUUUCCCGCGUCCCUGAGUGGGCUUGGUCCCUGCCUGGGCUGCACGCUCUGAUUUUGUAGAUUCAGCUCCUCUGGAGCAGAUGCUGGGGCACUGCCUCUGAUCCGGGGGGCCCUGCACCGGCCGCAGGCUGCGUUUGUUAACCUCUGCGUUUUAUGCAUGAGGGAGAUUGUUUAUAGUUCCUCGGGGCUCUACAUUAACGUUCAAUUUAUUAUAAAUGUAAAAAUUAAGACGGAGGUUUUGUUAAGCCUUUAAUAUGUAAAUACUGCUGCUCGAUUUAUAAAGCCAGUAAUCUUUGCAUAAACAUAACUUUACUUCCAUUAUUUGGUUAAUGGUUUGUUAUCUCAGGUUCAACUGAUUAAAAUAUCCCAACCAAUUCACUGUAAAUUAGUUCCAUGUACAGCUUAGUGAAUUGAAAGUUUUUUAACCCCUUAAAACUGCUUUUACAAUCUGCGUUACCUGAUUUCCCCCCGGGAUUCCAGGGCCUCAUGCGGCCCUCGCAAAGCUAAGGAUCCUGGUAGCUUUGCACGGCAAAGCAGCCCUCCGAAAUCUAAGAAACCGAAGUUGGAAAUAAAUCAGCUUCUUUUCAGCGUGCCAGCAGCGAGUGCCGAUUUUCUCAGGUUCUCCGACUCCUCUCCGGUCCGGCAGCUGCCCGUUCCAUGUCAGAGCCAGACAGGCCGAGGGGCGGCUCUCUCACCUGUCAGAGGGCUGCAGUUACCUGGAGAACAGACUUUUUUCUUUCUUUCUGAGAAUUACAAAAUUGAAGAUUGUCAUUGAGUCUGUUCCUCAACUUUAUGUUAACGCGUGAUAUGCUUUACUCUUUGUUCUCUACCACCCCUGCUAAGAAACAUGUCAGGCCAAA